GUUUGGCACUGACGAUCUAUACAGAGGCUCAACCUAUUUAUAUUGCGAAGGGCACAUCGAAAUAGAAAUACAAGAUGUAUCGCAUGGUCUCCAUCGCCGAGGCCCAGAAAACUGUGCUGAAUGCGAUUGAGCCCCUGCCAUCAAUCUCGUUGGGCCUUUCAGAUGCUGUUGGACACAUUUUGGGGGAGGAUGUGAUCGCAAGGGAGCCUCUGCCACCCUUUCCUGCCUCGAUCAAGGAUGGGUACGCUGUGGUUUCCGCCGAUGGGCCAGGGGACUAUGAUGUUGCAUUCGAAGCCCUGGCUGGCACAGCUGCUGGUCAAUUGAAGGCCGGCAGUGUCGCUUACAUCACCACAGGCGCACCACUGCCGGAUGGAGCGGACGCAGUCGUGCAGGUUGAGAACACAGAGAAGCUGCCAGCCGGCCCUGAUGGACAGCAGCGGGUCCGCAUUGUCAAGCCAGCAAAGGGGCCGGGGGACGAUGUGCGAGCACUGGGAUCAGACAUAGCAGCUGGAGAGGUGGUUCUUGCAAAGGACAGCCUGGUCGGGGCAGCAGAGAUCGGCCUGCUGGCCACCGUGGGCGCUGCCACUGUUCAGGUGCGAAGAAAGGCGCGCGUGGCGGUGCUGUCGACAGGGGAUGAGCUGGUGGAGCCAGAUCAGGAAACCUUGGGCCCCGGCCAAAUCAGGGACGCCAACAGAUUCAUGCUGGCCGCCGCCGCGCGCUCGGCCGGCUGCGAUGUUACGGACCUCGGCAUUGCGCGGGACGACCCGGCCGAGGUAGAAGCCAAGUUUGGGGAAGCCAUUGCCCAGGGGGUAGACGUCCUUCUCACCUCAGGCGGCGUCUCGGUGGGUGACAGGGAUUUCAUCAAGCCGAUACUGGAGCGACAGGGGACCGUGCACUUCGGCAAGGUGUGCAUGAAACCGGGCAAGCCGUUGACUUUCGCGACCCUUGACGGCGCAGCGGGCAGUUCGGGCAGGGGGUUAGUCGUGUUUGGGCUGCCCGGCAAUCCAGUCAGCAGCAUCGUCACCUUCAACCUCGUCGUGCUGCCAGCCCUGCGCGCCAUGGCCGGCUGGGCGGAGCCGCGGCUGCGGCGGGUGCAUGCGCGGACGCAGUCGGCCAUCAAGCUCGAUCCGGAGAGGCCAGAGUACCACCGAGCCAGCCUCAGCUGGCACAGGACGGGUGAGUCAGCAGGUGAGCUGGCGGCCGCCAGCACGGGCGGCCAGAUCAGCAGCCGCUUACUAAGCAUGCGCUCCGCCAACGCCCUCCUAGAACUGCCCGCUGUGCAAGGGGUGUUGCCAGCUGGCAGCCUGGUGUCAGCGUUGCUCAUAGAUGACCUGAGCGCCAUGCCUGUGCCAGAAGACAUCCCAUUGGUUGUCCCAUCCUGGUGA
Molecule: messenger RNA, 1385 nt
Organism: Coccomyxa subellipsoidea C-169
Lineage: Eukaryota; Viridiplantae; Chlorophyta; Trebouxiophyceae; Coccomyxaceae
Product: molybdopterin biosynthesis protein
Exons: 11
Coding region: 75-1385 (436 amino acids)
Biological process (GO): Mo-molybdopterin cofactor biosynthetic process; molybdenum incorporation into molybdenum-molybdopterin complex
Cellular component (GO): cytosol; cytoplasm
Molecular function (GO): molybdopterin molybdotransferase activity
Source: RefSeq, a predicted model, not a curated record